CACAGGGAGAAAAACAAAUCCGGUCCUGGUUUUCCUGAUGUCUCAGCUUUAAACUGACUUUACUUUCGACCUUCCAACUUGUGCUGGAGUAAAACGGAAGAAAAGCUAAAAUGACUACUGCUAGUUUCAGAGACUGUGCGGCAUGGAGGGCAGAAGGCCUCCCACUGUCCACCAGCAGUAAUGAAGCCUGCAAAUUGUAUGACGCCAUACUCACACAGUAUGUAAAAUGGCGUAACGAAGAGACCCUUGGAGGAAUUGAGGGCUGUAUGGCGGCAGUCCAAGCAGCUGACCCGGACUUUGUGAUGGGGCAUGUGAUCAGCACCGGACUGCAGUUGGUAGGGACGGGCAGUUCAGUACUCCGGGAUCAAAUGCUCUCCAGUGCCGUGAGGAAGACCGUGGAUCUGGCCAGCUGCCAGGAGCUCACAGCCAGAGAAAAACAACAUGUCAAAGCUAUCGACCUCUUUUCAAAGGGAGCCUUGGGCAAAGCCUGUGAUGUGUGGGAGGAUAUUCUGGUAGAGCACCCCACAGACAUGCUAGCUCUGAAGUUUUCCCAUGAUAGCUUUUUCUAUCUGGGUGAGCAGACUCAGAUGAGAGACUCUGUGGCUAGGGUUCUUCCCCACUGGAAACCACACAUGCCUCUCUACAGCUAUCUAAAAGGCCUGUAUUCAUUUGGACUUCUUGAAACUCGUUUCUAUGAUCAGGCUGAGAGAGUAGCAAAGGAGGGUCUUGCUCUAACUCCUGAGGAUGCCUGGUGUGUCCACUCUGUAGCUCAUGUCUAUGAGAUGACAGCAGAAAUAGAGAAAGGACUGAAGUUCAUGGCAUCUACUGAGAAAGACUGGAUGGUGUGUGAUAUGUUGGCAUGUCACAACUACUGGCACUGGGCGCUUUAUCACAUUGAGAAGGGAGAAUAUGAAGCAGCAUUGAGCAUCUUCGAUGAACAGCUGUAUCAUCGCUGUAGAAAUUCAGGAGCCAUGCUGGACACAGUGGAUGUCUGUUCACUGCUCUAUAGGCUGGAAAUGGAGGGUGUGAGUGUGAAAGAGCGUUACCGGGAGCUGUUGCCGAUCACUGAUCCCCACUCUGAGGACCAUACUCUUCUCUUUAAUGACCUGCACUUCCUUAUGGUGUCUUUGGGCUGUAAGGAAACAGGAGUCACACAGCGACUGCUGGAGAGCCUGCGAGAACUCACAAAAGAGCCUGAAGAAAAUCAUCAAUUCCAGCUUGCUAGCACUAUUGGAUUACCCAUGUGUCAGGCUAUGGUGGAAUAUGAUGAAGGAAACUACAGUAAGACAGUGGAGCUGCUCAAACCCUUAAGAUAUCGCUUCAUGCAGAUAGGGGGCAGUGAUGCACAGAGGGAUAUUUUCAACCAGCUACUUAUCCAUGCUGCAAUGAAGUCACAAGACAAACACCAUCAAAGAUUUGCCAGGUGCCUGCUGAUUGAAAGAGAUGCAGCGAGACAGAACUCCCCCCUCACUGACCGUCUCAUUCAGAGAGCCCACUCUCUACACAUUUAAAACCCAGAGUACAUCCAUUACAGACAUAUUACCCUAAUUAUUAUCACUUCCCAUACUACUACUGCUAAACUGCUAGACCUUUAAUGAACGACGUCUCCAGUUUUGUGAUUUUUUGCAACUUUUAUUACUUAAAAAAUAUUAUCUUUAAGAGAGAAAAAUAAGACUGGUGUCACUGUCACUGUAAGUGAUAAUGGGAACUUGUUUCAUGGACAUUCCACAGUAUUGUAUGUAAUAAUAACGAAUAUUAAUUUUGACAUACCAUUCCUUAAUUAAAAAAAAAAUUAUUUUGGAAAAUUGUUGGGGUAUAAGAAAAGUAAUCCUUGUGCUGUUAACUGAAAAAUAAUUUUUAAAAGGGAGCAGUUUGAUUACCACCCCGAAGUUUAUUUUCCAAUAACAGCCUGUUGUAUGUUUAGAAUAGUGAUUAAACAAGGAACAGAAAUGAAAAUAAGUGCUUCAGGUGCACUCUGAGGAAAGCCUAUUGAUAUCUCAACAAAAAAAAAAAAAAAAGCUCAACUAUAUAAUGUUUAAAAACUAUUAUAUAAAAUUGAAAAUCAAUUUUAUUUGUCAUGAAAUGCAUUUCAACAAUACAACUAAAAUACAAUGUUUGUUUAAACAGCA
Messenger RNA from Silurus meridionalis, 2129 nucleotides. It is a transcript of the gene ttc38, whose product is annotated as tetratricopeptide repeat domain 38. The transcript has 14 exons. NCBI's taxonomy places the organism in Eukaryota, Metazoa, Chordata, Actinopteri, Siluriformes, Siluridae. Bases 111 to 1511 code for a protein of 466 amino acids. Gene Ontology annotation, molecular function: protein binding. The record is from RefSeq and is a predicted model, not a curated record.